Messenger RNA from Oreochromis niloticus (Nile tilapia), 2368 nucleotides. RefSeq names its product zinc finger protein 721-like. The record is from RefSeq and is a predicted model, not a curated record. NCBI's taxonomy places the organism in Eukaryota, Metazoa, Chordata, Actinopteri, Cichliformes, Cichlidae. Gene Ontology annotation, biological process: regulation of gene expression. Gene Ontology annotation, cellular component: nucleus. The transcript has 2 exons. The annotation marks the transcript as partial.
UGUGAUGAGUGUGGGAAGGCGUUUACCCGGGCUGGAGACUUAAAAAAACACAAAGUUAUCCACAGUGGAGUUAAACCCUACACCUGUGACUUGUGUGGAAAACCUUUUACCCAGGCUGGAAACUUAAAAAAACACAAAGUCAUCCACAGUGGAGUUAAAGCAUACAGCUGCGACUUGUGUGGUACAUCUUUUGCCCAGGCUGGUAACCUAAAAACUCACCAACUCAUCCACAGUGGAGUUAAACCCUACACCUGUGAUGAGUGUGGAAAAUCUUUUACCUUGGCUGGAGACUUAAAAAAACACAAAGUCAUCCACAGUGGAGUUAAAGCGUACAAGUGUGACUUGUGUGAAAAAUCUUUUACCCAGGCUUUUAACUUAAAAACACACCAGCUCAUCCACAGUGGAGUUAAAGCAUACACCUGUGACUUGUGUGGAAAAUCUUUUACCCAGGCUGGAUGCUUACAAAGACACCGACUCAGCCACAGUGGAAUUAAAGCGUACACCUGUGACUUGUGUGGAAAAUCAUUUACUGUGAGUGGAAGCUUGAAAACACACCAGCUCAUCCACAGUGGAGUUAAAGCAUACAACUGUGACUUGUGUGGAAAGUCUUUUACCCAGGCUGGUAACUUAAAAACACACCAACUUGUCCACAGUGGAGUUAAACCGUACACCUGUGACUUAUGUGGAAAGUCUUUUACCCAGGCUGGAAGCUUACAAAGACACCAACUCAGCCACAGUUUAGUUAAAGCGUACAGCUGUGACUUGUGUGGAAAAUCUUUUACCCUGAGUGGAAGCUUAAAGACACACCAGCUCAUCCACAGUGGAGUUAAACCAUACAACUGCGACUUGUGUGAAAAGUCUUUUAACACUGCUGUUAACUUAAAAAAACACCAACUCAUCCACAGUGGAGUUAAACCAUACAACUGUGACUUGUGUGGAAAGUCUUUUAACACUGCCUUUAACUUAAAAACACACCAAGUUAUCCACAGUGGAGUUAAAGCGUACACCUGUGACUUGUGUGGAAAAUCUUUUACCCUGAGUGGGAGCUUAAAAAAACACCAACUUAUCCACAGUGGAGUUAAAGCGCACACCUGUGAUCAGUGUGGCAGAGCUUUUGCUCGCAGUAGAUACUUACAGCGUCAUCAAGUUACCCACUCUGGAGUGAAACCAUACAGCUGUGACAUUUGUGGAAAAACUUUCAGCGAGCUAUGGAGCCGAAAUAGACACCAACGGAUUCACACUGGACAUGAUGUUUACUGCUGUGAUCAGUGUGGCAAACUGUUUACAACAGAUGCACAGUUACAACACCACAUGUUUACCCACACUGAGGAGAGACCUUAUAAAUGUGACCUUUGUGAUAAGACUUUUAAAUCUCCACUUUACCUGAAAAUACACCAACAGAUCCACACCAGAAAGAAACUCUACAAGUGCAGUUACUGUGAGAAGCAGAGCGACACAGAUGGAUCCAGUUCUCAACCCUGUCAUCACUGUGGAGGUGGGAAAGCGUUUCGUUGCGACCUUUGUGGAAAAACUUUCAAUCAGCAACGAAACCUAAAAAUGCAUCAGCGUAAACACACUGAAGACAAAAUGAUCUACUGUAAAGAAUGUGGAAGAGGCUUCCCCACUCAAUCUGAUUUUAAACAACAUGAAAUUUUCCACAGUGGUGUUAAAAAGCACGCCUGUAACCAGUGUGCAUACUUCUCCACCUCUGCAGGUCAGCUUAAAAGACAUAAACGAGUCCACACAGGAGAGAAACCAUACAAGUGUAGACACUGUAACAAAAGAUUCUCACAAUCGAGCAGUCGUAACAAUCAUGAACGUACACACAUUGAAGGGAACUUCAGCUGUGACCAGUGUGACAAGAGCUUCAAGAAUCUCAGUUCAUACUCCGAGCACAAACGAUCCCACAUUACUAAUAAACAGUUUCACUGUUACCAAUGUGCAAAAACAUUCACUUCACUAUCUGCUCUGUGCAAACAUCAGCGUGAUCAUGUACGACUGAAAUCAGUUGAUCACAACGAAUCUGCAGAGACAGAAAGUUCCUCUUCUGGUUUCGGGGUCAGACUUAAAAACCUUGAGAUCAGGCUCCACAGAGUUCAGCUGGACUCUCCUGUAAAGAGUGUCAGCUGAUGUCACACUUGGAUCUGAGGAGGUAGCUCUGAUUUCUUCAACUGCAGUGAAUAAUCCUGAAUGUUACAUUUAGGAAGCUGCAAGUAUAGAUAUGUACAUUGUUAAGGUUCAAUGUUGAGAGAGGAAUCCAAAAAUAACCACAGAUCCAGGCGUGUGCAAUUUAGACGGCAUUUUAAUGAAUACACAUAUGCGGAGCCAAUACUGUUCAGAUUCAGUAUUGGACUAACUACAAUCGUCA